AUGAAGGCAUGGAUGUUCGCAGCAGGCCUGGUGAUCGGGUUCUCCAUGUUUGCACAACCAGAGCCAAAGUUCGAAAUGGACGAAUCCUUCAAUGGCGCACGAGAAGUCCUCAAGAAACUCUCCGACCACAGUGCCCAGGCAGAGCACUACUACGAGAUUCUGACAGGUUUCGCCGAUGCCAUCCAACGACACCGACAACAUCUCGCCCGCGAGAAGAGAAAGUCGCACAAUAAAUACGUCAACCAGAUCCUGAAGCUCGACAUGAACCAAACGAACCCUGGUAAUAGCGCCCAAUCGACGUUCUCUCCACAGUCGUUGUCGAGAGAUCUGGCGGACGCUGCUGCUUCGACCCUUGCGGCGGAAGAUGUCGGCGCGAUGGGCGGCGAGCAUGACUACCCGCAGACAUUCCAGCUGUUCGACUCAUCUCAACUUCCUGUCGAUGGUGGUGGAGGCUUUGAUUUUGGCAUGUUCGGCUGGGACAAUUUCGCCAUGCAGAUUUCGGAGAACUUCACAUUUGAUAACGACACAAUUUGGGAUCUUGGAUGA
Molecule: messenger RNA, 546 nt
Organism: Exophiala bonariae
Lineage: Eukaryota; Fungi; Ascomycota; Eurotiomycetes; Chaetothyriales; Herpotrichiellaceae
Exons: 2
Coding region: 1-546 (181 amino acids)
Source: RefSeq, a predicted model, not a curated record